GUAGUUUAAGUCCGCGAGAUGCCACACUCGGCUCAUUACGCUUAGCACGAUGGCGUCGCGCGCAUGCGGUUUGAUACUCACACUGUUCACCAGCGCGGUACUGUCGCGGGACUGCAUCGAACUAACCAUCAGCGACAAAAGAAUCAUAACAGAAACAAUUCUAAAUAGUACCAUAUUAAAGUUCCAACACGAGAAUGAUACGGUCGUUGAGAGUUCCCGGUUUAAUAUUGUGCAGUUGUGGGAGAGAUUCCCGAAGGUUGUUGUGCCUAGGAACGGUACUAGUGAACAGUGCAGGAGAGACAGCCAGCUGUAUAUGGACAGUUUGGACCGACUGGAGUUAUGGGCUUUGAAAAUGUUUGACGCAACGGCCAAGCCCCCGUCUGGCAUACUGAGCGGCAAUGGAAACCAAUAUGGCGACUUUGACGAAUGUCUGAGCAUCGACGCCGCUGUCCGAGGGAAGUACUGCCUUGCCUCACUUAUCAUCAACUUCGGGGAUGAGCAGAAAUAUAAAAAAUUGGACUAUCUCAUUCAUAGUGGACAUUAUAUCAGGAGUAACAUUACAGAUAUGGGCCACAGAGUUCCGCGGUAUUCCAGUCUGCUUUGGGGCAUCUGCAUCCCAAGCUCGUGCAGUAGCUUCGACCUGGAAGAGGAGCUGUCGUACCGUCUAUCGCAUCUCGGCAUCACAGCCAAAGUACACAACACUAUGUGCACCGUGAAGAAUGUUAAACGUCCUUAUUCGUUUGGGAAAGCCUUGUCCAUAUCUUUCUUCUUAGCAAUACUGCUACUGUUGAGUCUUGGAACUAUUUUGGACGACGACAAAGAUGGCGUGACAAAUUUCGAGAAACUACUUAACGCUUUUUCGUUGAAGCGUAAUCUGAGGAAAGUCUUUGAUCUAUCCGACGCAGCGACUAGGGUCAAAGGAGUGGACGCAUUCAGGGGUAUCAAUGCCCUCGCUUUGCUCGUUGCGCAUAAAUCAAUGGCCAUGGCGCAUAACCCUUACGUUAACAAAGUUAGCUUCUCUGAGGUAUUCGGAAUGCCGUGGGCUGUGAUCGGUCGCUCAGCGAUACUAUACACAGACAGUUUCCUGUACCUCAGUGGGUUCCUGAACGCUUACAACCUCCUGCAAGAGCUCGAGAGGAAAGGCACGAUCGACUUGAAAAGCAGGCUCAUCAACCGAUGGUUUAGGUUAUUUCCGUUGUUCGUGAGCCUGAUGUUGUUCUGCACGUACAUCCUGCCUGACAUCAGCAACGGACCCCAGUGGAACCUCGUCGUGGAAGAGCACAGCAGAGUCUGCGAGAAGAACAUGUGGAAGAGCUUCCUUUUCAUUCACAACUAUUUUGGAUUCGAGGAAAUGUGUCUGACGCACACGCAUCAGAUCGGUAUGGACAUGCAGCUGUACGUAGCGACCUUGCCUCUGAUGCUUCUGUUCUGGAAAGCCAGGACCAUUGGCUGGACCGUCUUCGCCUCCAUCGCCGUCGGCUCCACUGUACUCAGAUAUCUUGCCAUCCACUGGUACGACAUCAGCAUGUUCGUCUACUACGGAAUAUCGUAA
Bombyx mandarina (wild silkworm) is the source of this 1552-nucleotide messenger RNA. RefSeq names its product drop dead (gene drd). Gene Ontology annotation, molecular function: acyltransferase activity, transferring groups other than amino-acyl groups. The record is from RefSeq and is a predicted model, not a curated record. NCBI's taxonomy places the organism in Eukaryota, Metazoa, Arthropoda, Insecta, Lepidoptera, Bombycidae.